Molecule: messenger RNA, 1599 nt
Organism: Phanerochaete carnosa HHB-10118-sp
Lineage: Eukaryota; Fungi; Basidiomycota; Agaricomycetes; Polyporales; Phanerochaetaceae
Exons: 2
Coding region: 1-1599 (532 amino acids)
Biological process (GO): protein phosphorylation
Molecular function (GO): ATP binding; protein kinase activity
Source: RefSeq, a predicted model, not a curated record
AUGGACGCCGAGGUUUCCGCCGCAAAGAAGCCAAAACUUGACCCGAGCUCGGGACAGUCCCCCGGUGCCGGGAAAUCCGUCGCCACAGACGCACACUACCAGGCCGCGAGCUAUGCGCUCGAAGUCAUGUCUUCCACCAACGGUACUCGUAUACACAGCAUCGGCUCGAUGUUCAAGAGCGACAAGAUCUCCUUCUGGUUCUAUGACUCUUUCGGCAUCGUCAGGACCGACGACUCGCAGUCACUGUCCCUGGUGGACCAGUUCGAAGAGGUAGCGGCCAUCGUGGUUGCCAUCGCCUGUUGCGACGCGACGCGGCUGGGUGUCAUGCAAGGCGUCACUCCUCCCAAGGGAUCCAAGUAUCCGGCGAGCUUCCCUCCCGCCAACCUCACUGGGUAUACGAUCAAGAUGCCGCUGCCCAACAAGCGCAGGGCACGGCAGCCGCAGAUGGUGGUGACGCUCGACAAGCCUCUGUUCUGCCAGUAUGCCUUGGUAGGCCGCCACACGACUGUGUACACUGCGACGACGAGUGUUGCAGUUGGACGGAAGAAGGGCAGGGCGGUGAUUGUGAAGCUGUCGCAGCAGGCGAAGGGCAGGAAGCCCGAGCAAGACUUCCUCAACGCUGCGUUGGAAGCCGGUGUGGAUCACCUGCCGGAACUGCAUUCCUCGAUGGAUCUAUGGUCCCUUUCUGACGGCAUUCGCCGUGUAUUCCUCAAGAGGGAUCCGGGCCACAAUGAGAUGUUCGAAGACCGUAUUUUGCGGGCGAUAAUCUACACGCAGUAUAUUCCGUUGCAGGAGUUUCUUGCGGAGUCAUCUGACGCUCCCGAGUAUAUUCGGCUCAUGGUCGACCAGAUGAUGGAAUGCCUCCAUAAUCUGCGCCACAAAUCGAAGAUAGUUCAUCGCGAUGUGAGUCCGAACAACAUCAUGGUCGAGAUGCGCAACGGCGAGCCAUUCUUCAUCCUCAACGACUUCGAUCUCGCGACCUUCGUCCAGGACAACGGCACGCGGCUCCAUCCGGCGUCCUCUAAGCACCGCACCGGCACACUACCAUUCAUGGCCAUUGAAAUACUGCAGGAUAUGGACAAGCCUGUGGCUUCGGCCAAAAACGGGCGCGUCGAGCUCCAAAUCGCUCACCGACUGCGGCACGACUGGGAGUCUCUCCUCUGGGUCGCGCUGUGGUGUAUGCUGACGACGGACCCCGGCGUUUCCGGGACGGAGCUUGAGUCGCGGAUAGUGAGCUUCCUGUCCGACUGGGAAACAGGCGAGUUCAGGAACAUCGCGAGCGCCAAAAUUUCGAUUGUCUACGGCGCGAGUUGUGUGGACGACCUCGUUCCUCCUCGGUUCACGGAGCUCAUUCAGUGGCUCACGCGAUGGUGCGGCGUUCUACAGGCUGGCCAAGAGGUUAUCAAGAAACACCGGAAAUUUACUCGUAAGCAUCUCAUGCGCGCGGACAGAGAAACUUUGGACGGGGCCAUCACUCUAGAGGGACUGAGAGCGGCGCUGCAUGCUCCUGAUGAAGUGAUCGAAGAGGCAGAAGAGGAUCUCUCUGAAGAUUGCUCCUCAGGCGUAUGCGGGAGCGAAGAAGAGGUUGAAGAGUGGUAG